AUUUUAAAACAGUACCUUGACGGAGAAGAAAGUAAGAUCAGAAACAAAAAUGGGGCACCUACUUCUUCAAAUACCUAAAAUCGGUGGUGAUGAUGGUGAUACUGAGCUUGGUUUGGCGGCGGUUAGGCUAGCCAAUUGCACAGCCCUUCCGAUGGUUUUCAAAGCCGCCAUCGAGCUCGGUGUCAUUGACACUCUCUACGUCGCUGGAUCCGGUUUGUUCCUCACACCUUGUGAGAUAGCGUCACGGCUUCCCACAAAGCCUACUAACCCUGAAGCACCGGCUCUGCUAGACCGUAUGCUACGUUUACUUGCUAGCUACUCCAUCGUCAAGUGCCAAGUCGUCGAAGGUGUGAGGGUCUACAGAGCCGAGCCAAUUUGUCGCUAUUUCUUGAAAGAUAAUGUUGAUCCAGAAUUGGGAACACUUGCUUCUCAGUUCAUUGUAUCACUCGAUAGCGUCUUCCUCAACACAUGGGCACAAUUGAAAGAUGUGGUGCUAGAAGGAGGAGUUGCAUUUGGUCGUGCCCACGGUGGUUUGAAACUCUUCGACUAUAUAAGCAAAGACGAGAGAUUAAGCAAACUCUUUAACCGAACCGGAUUCUCUGUCGGGAUUUUGAAGAAGUUUUUACAGGUUUAUAGAGGUUUCGAAGGAGUUAAUGUGUUGGUUGAUGUAGGAGGAGGAGUUGGAGACACACUUGGCUUUGUUACUGCAAAGUAUCCAAACAUAAAGGGCAUCAAUUUUGAUCUAACUUGUGCUUUGUCACAAGCUCCUUCUUAUCCUAAUGUUGAGAAUGUGGCUGGAGACAUGUUUGUAGAUGUCCCAAGAGGUGAUGUUAUCCUCUUGAAACGUAUACUUCAUGAUUGGACUGAUGAAGACUGUGAAAAGAUUCUGAAGAACUGUUGGAAAGCAUUACCUGAGAAUGGGAAAGUGAUUGUCAUGGAGAUAGUAACUCCGGAUGAAGCAGAGAACAAUGAUGUGCAGUCCAACAUUGCCUUUGACAUGGAUUUGUUGAUGCUUACUCAAUUAUCUGGAGGAAAAGAGAGGUCACAGGCUGAGUUUGAAGCUAUGGCUGCGAAUUCGGGGUUUCUGCGUUGCGACUUUGUAUGCCGCGCAUAUCAUUUAUGGGUCAUUGAGUUCUCUAAGUAAGGUUUUGAAGUUGUAAGCUGAAUCCUCUUGUGUUCUAUAAAGAGGCUGAAGCGUAUCAUGGUAAUGUAAGCAGUUUGGAUCUUGAUUUCAUUGAAUAAAUAAAAUACAUGAUAAUGUGCUUUGGUUAGAAAUUGUAA
Messenger RNA from Capsella rubella, 1281 nucleotides. RefSeq names its product indole glucosinolate O-methyltransferase 5. Lineage: Eukaryota; Viridiplantae; Streptophyta; Magnoliopsida; Brassicales; Brassicaceae. The transcript is spliced from 3 exons. The record is from RefSeq and is a predicted model, not a curated record. Gene Ontology annotation, biological process: methylation. Bases 50 to 1144 code for a protein of 364 amino acids. Gene Ontology annotation, molecular function: O-methyltransferase activity; protein dimerization activity; S-adenosylmethionine-dependent methyltransferase activity.